ACGUGACGCAGUACACAAACGUUGUUAUUGUCAACCAUUACUGGCUUUGUUGCAAGUUCAGGCGAAGCGGCAUUAAAAAUAAUUUUUAAAAUGUCGCAACAGGGAGCUGCCUUACAAAGUUACAACAAUGAACUUGUGAAAUGUAUCAAUGAUCUCUGUAGCAAGAGGGAUGAACUGCACAAACAAAUACUUCAAGAAGAGGAAGAAAAACAGAAGCUACAAAAUGACAUUAGAAUACUCACUGAAAGACUAGCUAAAGUGAAUGAAAGUUUAAGCAAGAAGAUGGCUUCUCGAAAUGAUUUCGAUAAAACCAUUGCAGAAACAGAGUCAGCAUAUAUGAAGAUCCUUGAAAGUUCCCAGACCUUGCUGAAUGUACUUAAAAAAGAAUCCCAGACUCUGAGAGAGAAGUCAGUCCCUGGUCAGAGGGUGGCACAGUCGUAAACGGUCCCAACAGAGUGCUUCAGUUGUAUGUCAGAAAGACAGGAAUAAAGGUGCCCUUAUAAGUAUUGCUGUGAUACUGUCAAAAUUUUGGAUAAGAAUAAGUAAAAAUGUUUCAGUGUUUUCAUGAAGUUUGGAGGUUGAACAGAACUUUUUGAGAGAAAUUAAAAAAAAAAAUUGUGCUAGGCAGCAUCUGUGCAGAAUCUAAAUGUAUUGCAAGUACCAGUGUAAAGUACACAAAAACUGAAGAAUGAGAAAUGAUAUUUUGCACUUGCACCUGUGUGAAUGAUUUAGAAUGUUAAUGUUUUAUUAAAUUUUGAAUAUCACUGAUUAAGUGCAUUAGUACUUGGCUGGUUCUAGUAUGUAUUUAUGGAGUAAGGGGAAAUCUCAACUUCUUAAGCAGUUAAAUUGGUUUCUAUUUAUAAAUACUUUGUUUGUCUUAAUUUGAACAUUUUUUUUCUGGGACAGAAUUACAGGUAACCCUUGUAGAAGAUGAAUUAGAUCUACUAAGUAUCUAACUGUAUCUUUAUGUUUAUACAAUAUAAUUUUCUCAAAAUUCAAAAAAUAUUUUUUAUUAGACUAAAUAUGUAAAAGGUUCAUAGGGUAGAUUUCAUCAUUGAUGACAUAUAUGAUUCUAAAUGCAUUUGACCCAUCUAUUAUUUGUGGAAAAAUCUGGCUUAAUUUACUUUUUGUCAACACUGUUUAAAGGUAUUUGAACUUUUUUUUAAGCUAACUGUAAAUAUUCUAGACAUACUUAGAAAAGACUGUGCAUUUAUGUACAUUUUUUCCUCAGAUGAUAUAUUCAUAGUAUUUUUAUUUUUUUUUACAUUUCAAAAUAUUUUUAUGAAUGUUUAAGUUUUGGAAAGAAGGCAUGAAUGCCUUUAAUUCAUGAACUCUGCUAAUUGAAGAUUUCUAAUUAUAGAAAUACAUUGUGUGUUUUUAUUUUACACUUUUGUUUGUAAAUAAAAAUUUCAAAUAUACAUA
Messenger RNA from Saccostrea cuccullata (small rock oyster), 1422 nucleotides. RefSeq names its product microtubule nucleation factor SSNA1-like. Lineage: Eukaryota; Metazoa; Mollusca; Bivalvia; Ostreida; Ostreidae. The record is from RefSeq and is a predicted model, not a curated record. Gene Ontology annotation, cellular component: centrosome; ciliary basal body. The transcript is spliced from 3 exons. Bases 91 to 441 code for a protein of 116 amino acids.